AUGGAGAGAACUAGAAGUUAUUCAAGUGGAUUUUGGGUUUUGCUACUGGUAACGACCUUGGCUGCUCCCGUCCUUAGUGAGGCUGGGGUUGGUCUAUUUAACGCUAGACUAAAACAAAUCGUCACCUCCAGCACGCUUAAAUGGGCCAACUUGAAGAAUGAAGCCAUGGAAAAUUAUGUUAUCGGGGCAAUUACAGAAUCAGGUGAGCCCAUAUACCUCUGCAGAACAAGACAUGAAGGCGACAUGUUGAUUGGGCAGUUAAGACCCGAUUACAACUCCUGCGCAGUUUCGGGGACCAAAAGCUACACCAUAUUCGAAGUCAUGGAGAACAUUGAAAACGCCUCGUUAAUUAUAUGGACGCCUUGGUACAAAUUUAACUCAAAACCAAGCGGCGCUGUUGCAGUGGAUUCUUCACUCGAUACCACUUUUGUUGGAAGAAUUAAGGCAAACAUUGGUUAUUCACACAAUAUCGGAAGAAUUAACUACGAAAGCACGGUUGGCGAACUUAUAUCAUUUGAUGAAGAAAAUAACGAAUUAGUGGAAAAUAAUGGUGAAAUUCUAAUCGAAGUAGAACCGGUUAGUUACAAAUUGGAUAACGUGGAACUCGACUUACAUACACAACAUGUACGACAGUCGGACCCACAAGUCUUUGAAGAAAGACUCUUGAGAAAUGAUGACGACGUCGCUGCAACAGUAACAACGGAAAUAGAAUACAAAUUCAACUACACAUUAUCCUGGGGUCACGGGCACGGAAUAGCAAUCGGGCUCAACACGACAAUAGAAAUGAGCGACGGAACUCAAUUUCCACAAAUUGAAUGGGCCAACCCCUACAAAGAGGAGAAGAAAGAGCUGUACACACUUCAGAUAUUCUUGGAACCUGGCACAGCUUGCAACGUUAGCUUCAGGGGUAACACUACGGAUCGUGAUGUUCAGUAUACCGCUAAACUCACAACAUACUAUAAAGACAAUAACGCUCGAUCUAGACACAUUCGUGGUGAGCGGAUUGAAAACACCGUGGAGGUUGAGGCUGUUUAUGGCGAAAUUUACUACAUGUCUAACAACACAUUGGUGCCAACUACAACUACAACAACUACAACCACUACAACAACAACGACGACGACAACAGUUCUACCACCCCUCCCACCAUCGGUGGAAAAGAACGACAUCGGCAUGAUCAUGGACAGCAACAGUAUUUUAGAAGACAGCAGCGAAGAUAUGGUAAAAGGGCCACCAGAAAAAGAAGACAUCAACAGAUCCGUCGUUGGUGGUUUAGGAAGCCAUCCAAACUCUGGUUUCAAGAUAAGGGUCACUUCUAUUGCACUGCUAAUUCCAUUCGCGUUGUUACUUUAA
This is a messenger RNA of Pieris macdunnoughi, 1350 nucleotides long. The record is from the annotation of a GenBank genome assembly. NCBI's taxonomy places the organism in Eukaryota, Metazoa, Arthropoda, Insecta, Lepidoptera, Pieridae.